UUGGGAAUACUCGGCAGUUCAGUGGUGCAACUCAAACCGAAACAAAAGUCUCAAAGUGAGGCCUCCGUGACCAUUAGUGUGAGUUUUACAGUUGCAGGAGAAUGGUCUGGGGUUUUGUAACUUGUGGACCCAACGAAGCGCUGGUAGUUUCAGGAUGUUGCCACGCCGGUGGCAAACCUAUCCUUAUUCCUGGCGGCCGUGCUUUCGUUUGGCCAUGUGUUCAGCAGCUUCAAAGGAUUUCGCUGAAUACGAUUACGUUGAAAGUCGAAAGUCCAGCUGUCUACACUUCCGAAGGUGUGCCUAUUUCAGUGACUGGCAUUGCUCAGGUCAAAGUGCAAGGCAAAAACAAGGAAAUGCUUAUGGCAGCUUGCGAACAAUUUCUCGGUAAAGCAGAUGAAGAAAUUAAACAUGUUGCAAUGGAAACAUUGGAGGGCCAUCAGCGGGCAAUCAUGGGAACGAUGACAGUCGAGGAGAUCUACCGAGAUCGCAUUAAAUUCAGCCAACAAGUUUUCAAAGUAGCAUCGGCAGAUCUGGUUAACAUGGGGAUCUUCGUCGUUUCCUACACACUAAAGGACAUUUCCGACACGAAUGGCUACCUGAUGGCACUGGGAAUGGGAAGGACAGCAGAAGUCAAAAGAGACGCACGUAUCGGUGAAGCUGAAGCCAAAUCGGAUGCGCAAAUCAAAGAAGCUAUGGCUGAGGAAGAACGAAUGGCUUCACGGUUGAAAAAUGAUAUCCUCAUUGCAAAAGCUCAGCGAGAUUUCGAGGUGAAGAAGGCGGAAUACGACAAAGAAGUCAACGCAAAGAAAGCAGAAGCCGAAAUGGCUUUCGAACUUCAGGCAGCCAAAAUCCAACAACAGGUGGAAGAAGAAGAGAUGCAGAUUCAAGUGGUGGAGCGCAUUCAGCAAAUUCUCGUUCAAGAACAGGAAAUCAUUCGCAAGGAAAAAGAAUUGGAUGCCACCGUUCGUCGUCCUGCAGAAGCAGAAAAAUACAGACUGGAGAAAUUGGCUGAAGCUGAUCGUCAGAAAACGGUGCUCGAAGCUAAAGCCGAAGCUGAAGCCAUUCGUUUGAAAGGUGAAGCGGAGGCUUUUGCAAUUGAAGCCAAAGCCAAAGCUGAAGCUGAGCAGAUGAACAGAAAAGCCAUGGCCUACAAAGACUACAACGAAGCCGCUAUGAUUGACAUGUUGAUGAAGUCCCUUCCAAAGAUGGCACAUGAAAUUGCUACUCCCAUGUCCAAGACCAAGAAAAUCACCAUGGUGACGGCCAAUGGAGAAACUGGAGCAGCUAAACUGACUGGAGAAGUUCUAGAGAUUAUGACCAAAAUGCCAGAAUUAGUCAAAUCUCUUACCGGUGUCGAUUUUUCCAAGUCAAUGCGCGGAAUUAAGUGAAGAUGAAACCGCAACGGGCCGAUGACUCACCGAUGAGUCAGGCAACACACAUUUAAUCCAAUUUGGAGCUGUUUCUUAGUCAUAACGGCAAAAAAACUGUUACAAAUAAACAAUGAAAUUAA
Daphnia magna is the source of this 1510-nucleotide messenger RNA. Its product is annotated as flotillin-1. Bases 102 to 1388 code for a protein of 428 amino acids. Gene Ontology annotation, cellular component: plasma membrane. The record is from RefSeq and is a predicted model, not a curated record. The transcript has 11 exons. Lineage: Eukaryota; Metazoa; Arthropoda; Branchiopoda; Diplostraca; Daphniidae. Gene Ontology annotation, biological process: positive regulation of cell-cell adhesion mediated by cadherin; positive regulation of cell junction assembly; protein kinase C signaling.